UUGUACUUCUUUCAGUAUUCAAUUCAUAAUUUAUACUUGUUAAUUUAAUCCUCGACAAUUUUCUUCUUUAUUAUUGUUCUUGCUUAAAUGUUUACAUAUGAAAUUUGAUUAACUUUCUCCUCUAUUAUUCUUCUCAAUGACGGAUUUGGCUGCCCUGUGCAAAGGGUGUGAAAUUUUGAGGAGUUCAUAAAAUCAAAAAUUUGUGAUGUUCCAACUCGAUCUCCACAUCUCCUUCAACCUUUAGUCCAAACUUUUGUGUUUACUUGCGUUACGUCUACAAAUAUAAAAAUAAAAAAACCUUUUUUCCCCUUCGAAACCAGUUUCUGGGAGCCAUCAGGAGAUUUGGUGCUCAACAAUCAUCGACCAAUCCGAUCAUGGCUGAACAAUCUAGGGUGAUUUCACAAUUCCAGCCUCAUGUUGCUGCCCAGCUUGUGCCGGUUAAACUCACUGAAGACAACUAUUCACUCUGGAGUUCUUUGGUGGUCCCAGUUCUAAAGAACUAUGACAUGUUUAAUAUGGUUCAAGGAAUAGAGCAGCCGUUGACAGAAGACAAAGACCAAAAGUGCAUGAGCUUUAUGAAGCUCACUUUAUCGGAGGCCAUGCUCCCAUACGCAGCAGAAUCAUGUUCAAGUUCCCGAGCACUGUGGUUAAAGUUGGAAGAGCAAGGAGGAAUUGCAAAAUUCAGACUAGUCCAGCUGAGCAUUCGCCUCAAAAAGCUGAAAAAAGGAAAGUUCACAAGUAUGUCGAAAUACUACCAGAUGAAGAAAAACAUGGCUGAUAGACUAAAAGCCGCCGGGUCUCCGGUUGCAGAUAGUGAUUUUAUUGAGCAAGUCCUUAACGGACUUCCGUCUGAGUAUGAUGCCUUUGCCAACUCCAUCAUAGCUGGAAUUGAUGAUUUAACUCCAGAGGAGCUGCAUGACGUACUGGUGGUUGAAGAAUCUAAUCGUAAAGGAGAGCUAUUCCGCACUGUCAUCAAGUACGGUGCUCUCGCUUUAAUAACUACUGCCAUCAUUUAUCAUAAGGGUCUGAGCGACGCACGCGCACGGCGCUAAUAAUUAUCACAACAUAAGAAACGCAAAAUUGGUUUAGUUUCUUGGUGUUUCAGGCUUUUUCUGUCU
Rosa rugosa (rugosa rose) is the source of this 1118-nucleotide messenger RNA. RefSeq lists its product as uncharacterized. The record is from RefSeq and is a predicted model, not a curated record. The transcript has 2 exons. NCBI's taxonomy places the organism in Eukaryota, Viridiplantae, Streptophyta, Magnoliopsida, Rosales, Rosaceae. The coding region runs from base 375 to 1052 and encodes 225 amino acids.